Molecule: messenger RNA, 750 nt
Organism: Diaporthe citri
Lineage: Eukaryota; Fungi; Ascomycota; Sordariomycetes; Diaporthales; Diaporthaceae
Exons: 1
Coding region: 1-750 (249 amino acids)
Source: RefSeq, a predicted model, not a curated record
AUGAGCCAAUCGAUCGCGCGUGCAUGGGUUGAAUGGAAGAUUAAUUACCAGUUGGACAGGGAGCAUGUAUACCUGAAGGAGCAUGCCACCCAAUAUUUCAACGAAAGCGACGUGGUGCGAACAGCGGCCAUGUAUCUCGUGCAUCCAGUCGUGGUUGGCCUCAAUUCCGAUCUAGCCAUGUACAGCAUAAUUGGACUCCAGUUUGAGGAUGUCCACAACCAAGUUCGAAGCGAUAUUACCUUUUACCGUACGAUGCAGAACCGUUCCCGCCCCAUCGCUGUGCUGGAAUUCAAGCGACGGGGUGUCAUUAAACCGGCUCAACUCAAUGAUGCCAUCAUCCAGGGCGCCAACGUCGGAAAUAUUACUCAACAACAGCCAGGCCAACCAAAUGGAACCACCAGGAUGCAGUAUGCCUUGAACAAAGCAAGCUCCUAUACAAAUAACUCUUUGUUCAACAACACCGAUAUGUAUAGGUUGGUUUGCCAGGCAAGCGCUUAUGCGGUUACCUUCCAAACUAGGCACAUCGUGUUGUGUGACUGGAAUUAUUUGGUCCUCUGUCACUUUGUUGCCAUGCGCUUCGCGACCGCCACUACGCCUACCGCCGAUGUUGGAGACUUUAUCGAGGUCCAGAUUAUCCCUAUGGGCACCACUUCUGGGCGAGGCUUAGCGUUUCAAAACUCCAUUGGUUCCAAGCAGUUUCAACCCGCACUGCUUGGCUUCCUAAAAGACGCCUAUGAUACAACUCCCUAG